Messenger RNA from Nyctereutes procyonoides (raccoon dog), 1074 nucleotides. Its product is annotated as keratin-associated protein 10-12-like. Gene Ontology annotation, cellular component: keratin filament. The transcript has a single exon. The coding region runs from base 58 to 747 and encodes 229 amino acids. NCBI's taxonomy places the organism in Eukaryota, Metazoa, Chordata, Mammalia, Carnivora, Canidae. The record is from RefSeq and is a predicted model, not a curated record.
CACUCACACCCCCACCCACAUCCACACACACCCACACCCCGCCCCAGCACCCACACCAUGGCCGCCUCCACCCUGUCCGUCUGCUCCAGCGACCUGAGCUACGGCAGCCGCGUCUGCCUGCCCGGCUCCGGAGACUCCUGCGCCGACCCCUCCUGGCAGGUGGACGACUGUCCCGAGAGCUACUGCGAGCUCCUGUGCUGUGCCCCAGCCUCCUGCCUGACCCUCCUCUGCACCCCUGCGAGCUGCGGGUCCAGCCCCUGCCCACCGGCCUGCCCCGGCUCGUGCCAGCCCUCCUGCUGCAGCUGCUCCUCCUGCCAGGAGGGCUGCUGUGUGUCUGUCUGCUGCAAGCCCGCGUGCUGCACCCCUGUCUGCUGCAAGCCCGUCUGCUGUGAGGCCUCCCCUUGCUCAGCCUCCCCCUGCUGCCAGCAGUCUAGCUGCCAGCCCUCCUGCUGCAUCUCCUCCCCCUGCCAGGAAGUCAGCUGUGUGUCUGUCUGCUGCAAGCCCGUCUGCUGUACCUCUGUCUGCUGCAAGCCUGUCUGCUGCACCCCUGUCUGCUGCACCCCCGUGUGCUGCCAGGCCUCCCCCUGCUGCCAGCCCAGCCUCUGCAGACCCUCCUCCUGCGUGUCCCUUCUCUGCCACCCCGUGUGCAGGCCCGCCUGCUGCGCAUCCUCCUCCCCCUGCCAGCCAAGCUACUGCCCCCAGGCCUCCAGUGUGUCCCUGCUGUGCCGCCCCGUGUGCUCCCGCUGAUGGGGCACGUGCCCCCGGGAUGCUGGGCUCAGGCCCAACCUAAGGACCCUGGGCUUCCCGGCCACCCCUCAGCCCAGCCCUCACCUGUGCUAGGUGGCUGCCCCCAACCACGACGGGGUCCCCACAGGUGUCCACUCUCCUGACUUGACUUCACUCCUCCCUCCCAAGAACACUGACCCUGCCACUCCCCAGGGCUCCUGCUCCCGGGACGCACCUCCACCUGCCCUGGGUCACCUGCCUUCCCUCCCAGUCCCUCUGCUCGGUCACCUGGCCCUGCCCUCCAACCUGUGGGCCCCCUCCAUACCCCAAUAAACUCACUUCACCGGC